Molecule: messenger RNA, 900 nt
Organism: Clonostachys rhizophaga
Lineage: Eukaryota; Fungi; Ascomycota; Sordariomycetes; Hypocreales; Bionectriaceae
Source: the annotation of a GenBank genome assembly
AUGUCUACGAACAACAGCCAAGCAUCGCAGGCUCUUGGGGCGAGAGCCCUCGGUUCGCCGGCCUAUUGGACUCAGUUUCGCCUUGUCAACUACCUUCAUAGAGCUGGUGUGGCGGCCUCAUAUCCAAUUCGGGGAAUCUGGUACUUUUCACGCAGCAGAGAGUUCUGGCCGCUUUUCUUCGGACGACUGUUGCCCCUCUCUGUGAUUUCCUUUCUUGUAUACUUUAUUCUCUUCGCUUUUGCGUUUCUGCCACAGUUUGCGUUUCUGGCAAUUUUCCACGGAUGGGGUGCCUGGGUCAGCGCAGUGGUGCUGGUUUUGGGAGAGGGACUGGUCAUUAUUCAAGGCCUUUUUGAAGGAUUUUUUGUGGACGAGUGCCGUGUGGAUGUAUUUGAUGCUACCCUCAUUAAACUUGGUUGGAUAAAUUUACUACGCCCACAUCGAUUACUAUUUGAUGACGCUCCAACAGCCGUCAAGAUGCUGGGAAAGCCCACAAGUUCUGCAAUCUACACGCCAUGGAGUGUGAUUCAGAUCGUCGAGCUGAUCGUUUUCCUCCCCCUCAACCUGGUCCCAUGGGUCGGCACUCCCGCCUUCAUUAUUAUUACUGGGACAAGGCUCGGAAAGCUGGCGCAUUAUCGCUGGUUCCAGCUCAAGGGGUUUUCUAAGCAAGAGGCCAAGAGGGAAGCUAGGACCGUGCUGUGGGAGGACGUUUGGUUUGGAACAGUGGCUAUGAUCUUGGAGCUGAUCCCCAUCCUCUCCUUCUUCUUUCUUCUCACUACGACGACAGGUGCAGCCAUUUGGACAGCAGAGAUGGAAAAGAAAAGAGAAGCCGCGAGCGCUGGCCCUACACAACCGGAAGCUAUAGACGAGGAUCAGCCACCCGCGUAUUCUGACAUCGUAUGA